ACGUAUCACUCGAGCUUCCGAUUGCAACACAAACAUACGGAUGCAAUAAGACGUCACGCUUCUUCUAAAUGUACCACUCGGUGCAGCGCCGAUAAUCGUGGUAUCACGUGGCCAGCGUUAUACAUAUCUCAUUUUGUCAUCGUCAUUCUGUUGUCAUUACUGUCGAUCACAGUGACAAUGCCCGCGCAACUCAGCAAGUUAUCGAUCGACGCAGCCUGCAUGGAUUUCGCACACCCAUGGACAGACUCGUGCGUUAGCGCGACCGCUGGUCUUGGUUUGCACACUUUGCAGGAAUCCUUCAAGAUAUACGCGACUGUUUACAUAAUUGCAUUUUUAAUGAAAAGAAAGAUACCAUCGAAAAGAGAUAUUCAGCAAACUAUAUUAGGUAUUCUCCAAUCUACAGCCUUUCUUUCAUGGAGUGGUUUUUCUUAUUCAUUAUUUAUUUGUUUAUUAAGGCGAAUAUUGGGACGUUUCUACUUGCCGACUGUAUCUUUCCUUCCAUCCUUUUUGUCUAGCUUAUCUGGUAUUGUGAUAGAAAGAGCUUCUAGGCGUACAUUAUUGUGUCUCUAUGUGUCCAAUAUUGCAACAGAGACACUGUUCAGAAUGGGUGUAUGGAGAGGAUAUUUUUCACCUAUUCCAAAAGGAGAGGUCUAUAUAUUUGCUGUAAGCGUAGCUGUGUUAUUGUACUUUUUCCGUUCAAAAAUAAAUAAGCAGGAUCAAAUAUAUAAAAUACUUAGGAUAAUUGUUGGACAAUACGAAGAGGCUGAAUAUUGUACAAAGAAAAAUUUUGAAACAUCUUCAAAAAAUACCGAAACUGUCGACGCACAGAAUGACAGAAAUAUACAACGAAGUAGUUCUCAAAAAUAUAUAUUUAAUAUUCUACGAAAAUCUUUUGAGACAUACAAAUAUAUCAUUAACAUCUUGAAAACGCAGAGUAAACAUGCCACGUGUCCACAUCCUUAUAGCUGUGCACACUAUAUUUUAAUGGAUAGUGCAAGAAUUUUCAGUUAUGGUGUUUGCGGCCAAAUAGCACUUAAACUAAUCUUCCAAUUUAAAAGAUUACUUCAGAAACCAAAGUUACUAAAAACCACCAUUUUUCAAAGAGGAAAUCUAAACCUGGCUAUAUUCCUCGGAGGGUUUGCUGGUCUUUACAGGCUAACGUCAUGCUUAUUGAGAAGAGUCUUUCAUAAAGAUUCACACACUUUUGCUAUUCCUGCUGGACUUGUCGCAAGCAUAACAUUUAUGGCAUAUCCCAACACUACUGUGGCCUUAUAUUUCAUGUGGAAAGCAUUGCAGCUAUUAUGGAAUGAUGGGGUAGAAAAUGAAAAACUACCAGAAAUAAAAUGGUUCGUGAUUUUUUUAUAUUGCUUUAGUACAGCCACUCUCUUUCAUGCAGCUAUAAUAGAACCACAAAACUUGAGAUCAUCUUAUUGGAGGUUCCUUUACACUAUGUCAGGUGGAAGAAUAGCGGCGAUGUCUCGGCUACCUUUAAAUAUGUUUGGUUUAGAAACCAGCAAGAAUUUACAAGAAGUGCUCAGAAAAACAAAGACAACAGAUCAAAUUAAUUAUUCUUUCUAAAGUGCUCAGGACAACAACAAAUGACAAUAUAAAUAUAUAUCUUAGUUUUUAUUUUUUUUUUUUUUAAAUAUAAUUUUCUAGAACCAAAGAAAACAGAAAGAGAGAGAAAGAGAUACAGGUACAGAAUCAGCAUAUGCACACUGUAUUAUUUGAAUUUACAACUAUAAUUGCGCGUAUAAAAAUGUAAAAAUCUAAUUCUGAUGCAAUAAGUUGUGAAAUGAAAUGUAUCUCUUAGCACAAUUUUUAAAUAAUAUAUUUUUUUUAAUCUAAUAUAAAUAAUGGUGCUUGGAUGUUGUGAUACUAAAGGAACUUAAUACUUUAUAUAUAAGAAGAGAAAAACUAUACAACUUAAUAUAUUUAAAUGUAUAUGUGGUAAUUAAGUCAAGAAAAUAAGUGAAUGAUAUAUUUAUGAGUGGGUGUGACAUAUGUAUCUAAACAUAAAUGUGUUCGAAUGUGUAGUGAGAAACUUUCUCCUAUAUUUCUGCAAUAUAUUAUAAAAUAAUUAUUUUUUGUCAUUUAAAUUGUAAACUUGAUAUUUAUCAUUUAUAAUGUAAGCAUAUACCAGAAAGGGAUGGAUUUAUUUUUUAAUCAAUUUUAUUAUAAAUACAUUAACUUAUUUGUUGAAAAUGCAAGUAAUUUGUGAUAAAUUAUAUAAUAUUCUAUUAUAAAAUGUCUACGCGUUCACAUUGUCUAUUUUUUUUGCUAUUUCUAAUGCUCUAUUCAUUAUAGCGUCCGUGAUACUCUUAUCGCGUUUUCUCUCUAUUCUCUUCUUUUUUCGCAAUAUGUUUUCCCAUUUGAUACGACUUUGCAUUCUUAAACUUUUACGAUUUAUAAUGCCAGCGAUUAUUUGCGAAUCCAAAAUUGAAACUGAAUGUUUUGAGGGAUUUAGUUUGAGUGGUUCCAAACUCUUUAACGAAUCCAUCUGCCACGGCAAUAAUCCAAUGGGGCACUCGAUCCAUUGAUCAGAGAAAAUAGUAUCUAGUAAAAUCAAGAAAAUAUUUAAUAUUAUUGAUCUUUCACAUUAAUUUAUAAAAAAAACUUGAUUGAAUAUAAACGCACCAGAUGCUUGCUUCCAAUGUAAAUUGCGGAUUAUCUGAUCGGUUAAUAAAUAAGCAGUUUUCUUUUUAA
Nylanderia fulva is the source of this 2706-nucleotide messenger RNA. Its product is annotated as transmembrane protein 135. The record is from RefSeq and is a predicted model, not a curated record. Lineage: Eukaryota; Metazoa; Arthropoda; Insecta; Hymenoptera; Formicidae.